Mollisia scopiformis is the source of this 1656-nucleotide messenger RNA. RefSeq lists its product as uncharacterized. Lineage: Eukaryota; Fungi; Ascomycota; Leotiomycetes; Helotiales; Mollisiaceae. The transcript has 2 exons. The record is from RefSeq and is a predicted model, not a curated record. The coding region runs from base 55 to 1656 and encodes 533 amino acids.
UCAUUAUCCCACUUGCGUUAUUCAAAUCGAACUUCUACCUGAUAUCAAUGUACCAUGGACUCAAAGGCGUCAGCAAACAUGUUAAAGUCCGGUUCGAGCUUGGGAAAUGAACAGAACUUCGCUUUAGUUCGGCACAAAGAUCAGAGAAACAGAAAUCUAUUUCUCGAGCUUCUUCCUAGAGAGAUCCGCGACGAGGUAUACACUUGUGUUCUUACGAACCCUAUUCUCAGCCAUCCCGACGUCUUUGAUCGUAUAUCCGACGUUUAUGCUCCCGGCUUCAAUGAUAAAUCAUUCGGCCUUUCUGUUCAGAUCUUAUGGACUUGCCGGCAAAUCUACAGAGAAGCGGUAGACAUCCUUUACGGAUCCAACGAAUUCAUUUUUACUUUCACCGAUUCAACUUUCGACUUGAAUCCCCUGCUCCGUAAUCAUAGGGGAUCCAUUCACACUAUCUUUGUCAAUCCAAAUUUUAAGAAAGUCAAGUCUUGGAAGCUUGUGCUGUCGACUCAGGAGUUUGUAUGCUGCACGCGUACGGAACAGUUUGCUAAAUUCUGUCGCCUGAUUUCAGACGGUGGUAAUGCUAAGAAAUUGACGUGUGUCCUGCGCGACGAUCGAAUUCUGAAAGAAACCAAUCAUCUCGAUACUAAGGUAGCGCUUGACUUCCUCAAACAUCUCAGGCUGUUGAGAAACCUCACAUCCGUUGAGAUUGAGAUCGCUCCUCACAGGUGGUAUGACCACGACGGAGAAUCCACAAAAUUGCUCAACUCUUCGCUCAUGCUUUUAGACCUGCACAAACUAAAGCCCUUGUUGCUAAGCAAUGAUCCAGUGCUUAGACUCUAUCGGAUGUACUCUAAGCUGUUGACCUACGCGCAAGCUUUUGAAAGAGACGAAGAGCUCAAAAGCCACAUGGAGUCCACAUGGGAGGAAGCCCGUUAUCAUUGCAGCUGGGGAUAUCUUUCCUAUAAUUCCGCGUACCCGUGGAAGUCCGAGCUUGUUCUUAUGGUAGAGGAUGGAUUGAGAGCCUGUAAUUUCGCUUGUCAGGAAACUAAUCUCGAGAGUUUCUUAUCAGAACGCAGUGCCGUGCUGCAAAUUCUCGAACGGCAAUACCAACAAAUUGUGGAGGCAUCACAAUCGCUGAACUGCUUGAUCCAGGACCAGCUGGCCAAAGACUUCAAUGCUUGUCGUAAGGAACGCAGUAAGACUACAUCAGCGACAAAGUCCUACCACUCCACAGUUAUUUACCUGGCUCAGCAAUAUGCGCGAGCAUUCAUCAGAGAUACUCUCAUCGAAUCCGAACCUCAUAUCUGUCACAGUCCCAAGCGGAUACUUGGAGACCAGUCUUCGAUAAAAGCAGAAGACCUGUUGUGCCUCUUGCCCUAUAAAGGCGAUGGAAGCUUGGUCAUUGAGUACUUCAAGUCUGCUUUGAAUACCAUGGACAACCAAUAUCUGGAAAUUCGGAAAGCGAGGAAAGCGCUCUUCGAUUGCGAUGAUCAAGAAUAUCCUAAACACAUUGAUGUCGAACAGUGGAGAUCUGAUCAGAUGAUUGAUUGGGAUGUUGCGGCGAAGAGAUGGAAGGAGAUGUUUAAAUGUCCUCAAACCAAACCUAAACGACCCUUUCUAUCAGCGCUUUGGAAGCGCAUCUGGUGUGUUCUGCAUUGA